UACUGAUUAUUCUACUAAUUAGGAUGGCUCCAAGUUUCCCCACUACUGUAAGUUACGCCAAACCUACUUUAGAGUCUAUGGAAUAUUCAGUGAUACGCCAGAAAAUAAUAGAUUCACAGUUCAAGUGCUAUGAAAGGAUGAACAGAGCACCUCCUUACAAGAAAAAAGGGUUAUACUGUAACCGGACCUGGGAUGGAUGGUUGUGUUGGGAUGAUACACCAGCUGGAGAAUAUGCUGACCAGAAUUGUCCCGAUUAUUUUCAAGACUUUGAUCCAACAGAAAUAACAACAAAAUAUUGUGAUAAGACAGGAACGUGGUUUCGGCAUCCUGAAACCAACCGAACCUGGUCCAACUACACCCGGUGCAAUUCUUUUACAAAUGAAAAGCGUAAGAUGGUUUUCAUAGUUUAUUACAUGACUAUAGUAGGACAUGUACUGUCUAUGGUUUCCCUGUUGAUUUCCUUGGGAAUUUUCUUCCAUUUCAAGAGCCUCAGCUGUCAAAGGAUAACAUUGCAUAAGAAUCUCUUUUGUUCAUAUGUUCUUAACUCUGUGUUUACACUUGCCCACCUCAUUGCAGUGGUGCCUGAUCGAGAUCUGGUCAAAAAAGAUCCAGUAAGCUGCAAAGUGCUUCAGUUUUUUCACCAAUAUACAAUGGGCUGUAACUACUUCUGGAUGCUUUGUGAAGGAAUAUAUCUUCAUACACUGAUUGUGGUGGCAGUAUUUGCUGAAGAACAGCGCUUGCAUUGGUAUUACCUCCUGGGCUGGGGUUUUCCUUUGGUGCCAGCAUCAAUUCAUGCUGUAGCCAGAGCCAGAUAUUUCAAUGAUAACUGUUGGAUUAGUGUUGACACAUAUUUGCUGUACAUUGUUCAUGGGCCUGUAAUGGCAGCUUUAUUGGUCAAUUUUUUCUUUUUGCUCAACAUUGUUCGAGUUUUGGUAACAAAACUGAGAGAUACACAUCGGGCUGAAUCCAAUAUGUACAUGAAAGCUGUCAGAGCCACUUUAAUUCUUGUACCCUUAUUAGGUAUUCAGUUUGUCAUUUUUCCUUGGAGACCAGAAAAUAAACUUGCUGGAGAAAUAUAUGAUUACAUCAUGCAUAUUUUAAUGCACUAUCAGGGCUUACUUGUGGCAACUAUUUUCUGUUUCUUCAAUGGAGAGGUCCAAGGAACUCUGAAGCGGCAAUGGAUGCAGUAUAAAACUCAGUGGGGUCAAAGGCGCCGUGACCAUUGCUCUACACGGUCUACCUCCUACACAGCAACAUCUAUCACAGAGGUUCCUGUUUAUCUGUAUCAUCAUGAUUCCAACAGUGAGCAUCUGAAUGGAAAGUACAUACAUGACUCUGAACUUGUUGCAUUAAAAUCUGGAGAGACAUCUGCUUAAUUUAUAAUUAAAGGGUUCCACUUUUCAUUUCUGCACAAAGGAGCAGACUGUAAAGCACCUACAAUGUGCAUACUUGUUCAGCAACCUGGAGCCAUCAUAUGCAAAGUGCAGACAUUCAGCUCUCUUGUGGCACCAGUUCAUGAAAGUCUGAUAGAGAUUCAGACAUGGGGACUGAUCCCGGUUGCCAAUGCCACUUUCAAAUGAAAAAGAGAUGAAAGCUAAAUUUCUCAAUGAGGAGGAAAAAUUUUCACCAGUUCCAGAACUUGUCCAUAUAAAAUGAGGAUGCAAUAGUAAUACAACUUUGCAUCAGACAUCCUACUAG
This is a messenger RNA of Protobothrops mucrosquamatus (brown spotted pit viper), 1698 nucleotides long. It is a transcript of the gene CALCR, whose product is annotated as calcitonin receptor. Gene Ontology annotation, cellular component: axon; plasma membrane. The transcript has 12 exons. Gene Ontology annotation, molecular function: amylin receptor activity; calcitonin receptor activity. Bases 24 to 1376 code for a protein of 450 amino acids. NCBI's taxonomy places the organism in Eukaryota, Metazoa, Chordata, Lepidosauria, Squamata, Viperidae. Gene Ontology annotation, biological process: adenylate cyclase-activating G protein-coupled receptor signaling pathway; cell surface receptor signaling pathway; positive regulation of cytosolic calcium ion concentration. The record is from RefSeq and is a predicted model, not a curated record.